This is a messenger RNA of Plasmodium cynomolgi strain B, 4140 nucleotides long. RefSeq lists its product as hypothetical. Gene Ontology annotation, cellular component: cytosol; nuclear envelope. Bases 1 to 4140 code for a protein of 1379 amino acids. Gene Ontology annotation, molecular function: small GTPase binding; nuclear export signal receptor activity. Gene Ontology annotation, biological process: protein import into nucleus; protein export from nucleus. The transcript is spliced from 3 exons. NCBI's taxonomy places the organism in Eukaryota, Apicomplexa, Aconoidasida, Haemosporida, Plasmodiidae. The record is from RefSeq and is a predicted model, not a curated record.
AUGGAGGACAAACUGGAGAGCGACUUGCUGACGGUGUUCGCGCGGAGCGUGUCGAGCAACUUCGAGGACAUAAAGCAGAGCGAAGCGAAGAUCACGGCGCUGUACGAGGACCCCAACCGGGAGAACUACAUCCGGCUGCUCCUCAAGUUCGUCAUGUACCCAUACGAUGAAAAAAACGAAAAAAAAAAUCUCUACGAUGGAGUGCUAAACAGGAAUGUAAAAAUAGCAAUCAUGAUAAGUAUAAAAAACUUCGUAAAAAAAAGUGUUCACAGUAACUUAGAGAGUCUAGAACUCAGCCCCGACUUGAGCAUACAGAUUAAGCAUUUCUGCAUGCACUUCCUACUCGAUGUGAACAAUGAAGACAUACAAAGCUUGGACAAAUAUUUCUAUGAGAUUCUACUCUACCUAUUCAAGUUUAGCAUCUGUGACGAUUACGAUUAUCUGUUGUUUUAUUUAAUCACUCUUUACAUUAGCGAUGGUGGAGCAGACAGUGUGGUGCAACUACUACACAGUGAUGAGAGGAAAAAGGUGGACGAUACAGCUAAGAUCAUCGAUUGCAUCAUGCUUUACGUAAGGAAUAAGGAAAUAAUGGAGGAACUAACCCAGGAUAACUUCUUCGUUCAGUAUGGAAAAUUUUUAUCCAACUUGGAGGAAAUUAAAAAUGUCAUCUGCUGUCGCAAUAAGUCUCUUAACGAUGAUAUUGUAAACUACAUUAACAACACGAAGAGAGUGUACAAAACGAAUGACAGACACAGCUUGUUCCUGCUCAGUGAUUGUACUUUGUAUGGCUUACCCGGAGUUGGUGUGGCUAGUCUUUCUAACAUGGUUAGUGUAGUUAAUGUAGUUAGCGCGGUUAGUGUGGAUAAUGCUGUUAAUGCUGUUGCAGGAGGGAUGGGGAAUCCACAGUUUGACUUCCCAGGAAAGGGAACCAUUGCUAACGAUUACAACGGAAAUGUGAAACUCGUUCCACUUGCCACAGCCAUGGCACACUCCUCCCGUCAUCAUAUAAACACUACUCUCCUGAGAAAAAAAUUUAUCGCCAUGAAAAUAGUUAGAAAAAUUGUGAAGAAAUACAAAAAUAAUGAUUAUGUAUCCAAAUAUGAUUUGAAAAUAAUCCUCACACAUAUUGAAUUUCCUUUAACUCUUUACUUUGUCUAUCUUUAUGGAAAAUUUUCUGAGAGUAGUGGGUACCUUGCGGAGAAGCUAAACGUCUCAGGGGGGGGUCCCAACGCAUUACUUACAGCGUCCGGAGCAGAACUCAAACCCAGCGAAGUGUAUCUGCAGAUAAGUAACUGCUUCCUCGCCAUGAACUACCUCCUACAGAAUAUGCACGUAUACUUGAAGAUAUUUUAUGCCAUCAUCGGAGUGGAUCUGCCUGAAUAUUUUGAGGACAAUUUUGAGGUCCUUUUCAACAUUUUUAAUAAUAUGCUUCUCUACGAUGUUGGCAUGGUGGGGAAUUUCGUUCGCUACAUGGAGUUGCUCUACAGCGCGGGUGCUACGUCGUCCUACAGCGCAGGCGGGGCUUCUUCCUUCAAUGCGGCCGCUUCUUCCUUUAAUGCGGCCGCCCCCCCCUACAGUGCGGCCGCCAUUUCCACAACCGCGUCGCAGAGCCCCGCUGGCCAGUUCGCCCCCCCACAACUGAACCCACAAGAACUGUCCAAGCUGAACUCCAAAUUUUUGCAAAACGUUUUAAAAUGCAAAGUGAUGUUAGUAGAUGUAAUCAAAAUAAUUUCGGAGACGUAUCAGGAUGAAUCCAAAAAGUACAUCGUGAAGUUAGUGUUUUCUUUGACCCAAGUUCUUUACUCCGAAAGUGACAGGAAUUUGUUAUGUCACAAUUACAACUGCCUUGCAUCUACCAUCAAGCUCAUUCAUCACAUGAACUUGAAUAAAAAUGACUCGAACCCAUAUAAGGACAAACAGUUUCUACACAAAAUUAUCGAACGGGUUCUACAUCACAUCCGACUUAGACGAAUCGAUAUAGAGGAGAUCCUAGAUGCAGAUCUGGAAUACUUUAGGAACGACCUGAACAAGGUGAACUCCUUUUCCGUCAGAUCUGCGGCUACCUAUUUUUUGAAAACCCUCUGUGAUAACUACUUCGACGCUUGCUUCCCCAUGUUGGAGGUUAGAAUUUUUGCAAGGGACUCACUCAUGUUCUUUGGUCCUUCUGCCACUUCGUCCACUGAGAGAGCCGAUGCAGUAGGGGGAGGAGGUGUCUCUACAGGCGUUUCCAACACGACGCAGAUGCAACAGAACCAUUUUGGAAAUCUCCACAGAGCAAACUCAUCCGAGGAGAGUAACCUCCACCAUGUAGGGAUUGACAAGAAUGACCCCUUUUACGAGGCCUGCAAUUUGGAGUACAAAAUACAACUAAUCACCUGUCUUGGUCAGGUAAACUUGGCACAGAACUUUUAUGAACAGAACGUGCAACACAUUCUUAAAGAAUUCGUUAUGACGGCCAAGAUGAAGUACCCGGACGUGGACGCCCUUUGUUAUAGCAUCCACGAUUACGACUUUGCGAGUCGGCCAGGAACGAACUCCGCCAGCGGGGUGGGGCACGGCGCGGCAGGGCAUGGCGGGGCAGGCCACAGCGCGGCAGGCCACGGCGCAGGCGGCCACACCGGAGUGGUACACAGCGGGGCAGGCCACACCGCAGGCGGCCACAAAUCCGUUUGGAUCUGCAACGAAGACCUGUUCAGCAAAAAGAACACAAUUUAUCUGCUCUCCAUUUUGAAGUUCCUCCUCAAUAAUAGAAGCAUUUGCAUCGGACCCAACAACGCGUUAGAUGUGUUUACCUUCCUACACCACCUGCUGUUCACGGAUAAAGUAAUGAUAUACUGCUACGCGUGCCUUUGCAUGAAUCGAAUUCUGAAUCAGCAAAUCGGUAGUGACCUCGUGCAGGUAAUCUUCACCAAUUGUUUAUCGAAGACACUGACCAGAUUGUUGUUCCUGUUGAAAUAUCACGUACAUGUAAAGAUCCUAAAUGAAUAUAUCCUAAUUACCAUUAUGAGGAUAUUCCUUUUAUGUCCUGAGAAGCUAGCCAAUUUAUAUGUCCCCCUGUUACUUAUCCUAGACAAUACUAUCAAAAUAAUUAUUAACGAUUCACAUAACCCUCUCUUUAAUCAUUACCUCUUUGAGUUACUCACUAUAAUAAUCUCCUUAAUAUACAAAUCGAAAAAUGAAAAUAAUAUUCAUCAAGUAGAAGAUUUCUUAAUAUCAACUUUUUCUCAAAUUUUACAAAUGUAUGUACAUGAUUUCAUACCAUAUAUUUUUCAAAUAUUGUCUAUAAUUGUAGAUAAUACCUGCACUGUUCAGAAAAUUCAUGUGAAGAUUUUGAGUAACUUAUACGAGAUGGAUUUAUGGAAAAGUACUGUUGGUAAUGUAAAUGGGAUAAUAUGUGUUUUACGAAGUUUUUUUAAAAAGCAUCAUCUCUUUGAGGAGAUCAUUAAAACGAACAUGCAACAGCUUUUUAAUAUUUAUCAUUAUUGUUUGUCUAAUAAGAAGUUGUCUACAGAUUCGUUCCAAAUUAUUUUAAUUAUUUUUACUUAUCUUCCUGUGGAAUCAUAUAAGACUUUCUUGAAGCCUCUCUUCGUUUUACUGUUCACAUUUCUUCAGCAGUACAAGAAUGACAUUAUUAAGAUUAAGGUGGUUCAUGCGCUUUCUGUGUUGGUUCUCAAGACGGACGUUUCUCUUUUCGUCGACACGGUGGAGCAGAUACACGCGGGCCUCAUCUUCAACGUGCUGAAGAACCUUUACAUGCCCAUCCUGGACAAACUCAUCAACGUAAACGAGAAAAUUAUUAUCUUCCUGGCGUUGACCAAAAUCAUGAGUAAUGAAAAGAUCCGUGGAGAGCCCUUCGUCGUAGAUAUACUCAACCUCCUUAACCAAAAUAUCACCAAUAACGAACUCGUUUUGAAGAAGACCAAGGUGCAUCAUCAGGAGGUGCAGAAGGACGAGCUGGACAAAAACUUCGAAGUCACCUACGUCAAGCUGCAGAUGAUCAACAGCGACAACAUUAACGACACGGUCCUGCGCGACAUCAACAUCAACCUGGAACUGAAGCAAAAUUUGUACAACUCCGUGUUCAUGCAGAUCUGCCACACAAACGGGUUCAACAGCAUCCUGCAGCUGUUCUCCAGCUGA